UGCAAGGUAUUGUGGCAGUAGCAAUUGACCGACACGUGUGACCCAGUUUUUCACACGCGUACCAUCUUAGAAAAAAAUAGUUCAUCGAUUUGUUCCGUCCAUAUAUCUUUUUUUUUAAACUAAAUUCAAGUGAUUUGUGCCUUAAAGUAAGACUGAAAAUUUUUAGUGAUAACAUUUGUGAUAUUAGUUGUAUAAGUUUCGUCAAAAUGCCCGCUCCAGUGCAAGACACCAUCAACGAAGCCGACAUCGAAACGAAAGACAUGACGCCGGAACUCAGCGCCAAAAUGUUGGAGACGAGGGACAGCAUCUCGUCCAUCGACAGCGACGUGUCUCUGUCGUUCGACACCCCGAAGACGGAGACGCCGCAGGAGAACGAGGACGAGGGCGCCCACAUGGCCGAUCUGUCCGACAGCUCCUCCGACACCGGCUCCCAGGGUGGCGGCAAGGAUUCAGGCUGCGAGGUGACCCCCGAAGUUACCGAGCCCCCGUUCACGCCACCGUCCGAAGAGCUGGCCGACAAAAUAGUGCAACAAGUCGAAUUCUACUUCUCCGACGCCAACAUCACCAAGGACGCCUUCCUCCUAAAACACGUCAAGCGAAACAAGGAGGGCUACGUGUCCCUCAAGCUGAUCUCCAGCUUCAAGAGAGUCAAGCACUUGACCAAGGACUGGAGAGUGGUGGCCCACGCCCUGCAAAGGUCCACCAAAUUGGAGAUCAACGAAGCCGGCACGAAGCUGCGUAGGCUCGAUCCCCUGCCACAGUACGACGAAACCACCCCGUCGAGGACCGUGGUGGCCGUGCACAUGCCCAUCGAAAAGCCGACCAUAGAGAACGUGGCCGAGUUGUUCAGGUCUUGCGGCGAGAUCGCCCUCAUCCGCAUCCUGAGACCCGGCAACCCCGUACCGGCCGACGUCAGACAGUUCAUCAACAAGAACCCUUCUUUGGCCGGUAUGGUGUGCGCCUUGGUCGAAUUCGUCAACUCCGAAUCGGCGAGGAACGCCAUGCAGAUGCAGACUACCGUGGAAGGUAUGAAAGUGCACGAACUCAACAACGUCCCGCAUCCAGAGAGGAAGAAGAAGGCUAACAACAAGAAGGCCAACAACAACAACAACAACAAUAACAACAACAACAACAACAACAGCCAGCACAAGAACCUGAACGAGUCCUCCGAGUACAUCACGUCCUGUCAGAGCAGCUCAGAAGCUGAGGACAUGAAAAAGUUCGAUCCCAGGAACAAAAUGCGCCGUGGCUCUUCGGCCCAUUUCCCAUCCAGAUACAUCGAGCCGGCCGCAUGGCUGCAGAGAAGAUUGUCAGCCUCCAGCACCGAGGCCAAUUUCAUCUACAUGCCGAGACGUCUGUCUUACGGCAGCAGAGACUCCAGCGACUCGAGCCUGUUUUUGCCCAGGAGGAUGAGCGCGUGCAGCAUGUCCAGCACCGACAGCUUCAGCAGGAGGUUCUCGUCGGGCAGCCAGUCGUCCGAGUACAGCAACCCCAGGAGCAGGAGCAACAGCGCCGCCUUUCAAACCGGCGAGAACGUGCUGAGGAUGCCCAAAGGGCCGGACGGCAGCAAGGGAUUCAGACAGAGAAGCAGUCUGGCAGGUAUUGCUCAGUAGAUUUAUGCACACGAUCACAGUUACAUCAUCGAAUAAGUGUAAUUCAUGCUCAUUAUUAUGUAUUAUUGAAAUAGUUCUUUUUAUUACCAUAACAAGUUCGCAAUAAGCCUGACGUAAAAAAAUGUUGGGUUUCAUACUUUUUUUGUACUUAUGUUUUGUCGUGAACAAGAAAAGUAGUCCUUAAAAUAAAACAUGACCGUUUAAACCUUGAUGCAAUACUUUUACCUAUCGAUCGUAAAAGUGCUAAAAAAUCAAUACAAGUACGUUAUGACUCAUUUAUUGCUAAUUUAUUUAAUAUGCCAUUCAAAAUGUAAACACAAUGAAACAAAUCAUAAACAAACACGAUCAAUAACUUAAUCCACGGUUCGAGUCGUGCCUGAAAACACCCAGUAUAUCGGCCUGUUACGAAUUAGGAAGUACGAGGAAAAAAGUCAAUGUCAUUUUCAUUAUGUAAGGUUAUUUGUAUUGAUGUACCAUUGUGCCAAUCAAGGUUCAACAAUUUUUAAUGAUUGCCAUUAACUGAAUGCAGAAAGAUCGUCGAGAUAUUGUUAAUAACUUUCCUCUAACGGUUAUCCUUGCAGUAAAUUAAUUCGAAAUUUGGAUGCUCCCAAAUCUCCGUUGCGAGGGUUUAUUAAACUCGACUUUAUAAAUUAUUAAUUAGCCUUAAUUAAGAUGUAAAUUACAGAUAAGUGUUCCAUUUUCCACCUGGGGAGCUUCUAAAUUUUAAUUAAGAACACACACACACACGAUUUAUGUGCCCCAAAAUCUAAUUAGCCACGAUCUAACGAUCUACCAACAAGCAAAAAAAAAACCGACGAAUUCGCAAGGAAAUCACCGGGUGAUUCACGACGUUAAAUUAAUAUAACUGGAUACCCGUGAAACCUUGAAGAGUUUGGUUCAAUGAUUUUCGUAGUGAGAGAACCACACACACACAUACAAUAACAGGACCUGAAGACUGCUGAACUUGCCUCGGGCCGAACAGAUUGAGCUCAUGCCCCAGAUUUCCUAUCGCGACUUUCACCGAAUUUAUUUUGUGCCGCUCCGCAAUUAAUAAUUUAUAAUGAUGCAGACGAAUUUUAGAAACCUCCUUUUUUUUCUUUAUUCUUUUACGUACGUACACAAAGAAAUCCCGCAUCGGAGGCGUUUGAUACGCUUUUUGCCGCCGCUAAUGCGUCCCAAACGCCACGUGAAAUUGGAAAUUUCACCGCGUUCCAUUGGAUAAACGACGAAACGCACAUUUUAGCACUUUUGUUUCGUGCGACGGCGACAUUUAUUGGAUUAUGUUGAUUUAAUUAUCGAGAAGGUUUUAUGGAGUGCGGCUCCGGUCGUCGUUUUAUCUAACUGCAUUGGAAAAUGCCGCAAUUUUAAUUAUUGCAUUAUUGGGUUUAUAUGGUGUAGAAUGUUUUACGGACUUCUUUUAUUGUAUAUUCAACCGCUUUCCUUUUACUUCUUCAAUAAUGUAUCUUUUAACUUUCUAUAGUUAAUAAUUUUAAUUAUUAGUAAUCACCUACUUUUUCCACUACUCUAAUUUAUGUUCUUUUUUUUUAAGUUGUUUUGUUUUAGAAACAGCUUCUGUUUUAUUUUUUGCUAUGUAGGUAUGUUUAAGUAAUUAGGAAUAAUUAAUUUGUAAUUAACUGUUUAAAAUGCAUUAUUUAUUGUAUUUGAUGUUUUAUAUUAAUUUUAAAUGUGUUUACAUAGUUUUACAUUACCUUGGAGUAUGUACAGUCUUGGUACUUCCAAUUUAUCAGCUGCACUUCAUCUUAUCUAUAGUUUUCUGAAUGGAAUUAUACCAAGAUUGUUCAUUUUACUGUUAGCAAACUAAAAUCCAUGUUCUUCCAGUUUAAACUUUAGAAAUUUUUACUUGUGUAACGUUCGAAAAAUUGUUCUUGUAUAUAGUUAUGUAUUUAUUGUCUCUUAUUUAUUUCGUGUUGAGAAAGACUUGUGUGUGAAUGAAUGUCUGUUUAUUUAUUUGCUUUGUUAUUUUUACAAUAAAUUCUGGGGAAUAUAUAA
This is a messenger RNA of Aethina tumida (small hive beetle), 3623 nucleotides long. It is a transcript of the gene Achl, whose product is annotated as la-related protein 6. Gene Ontology annotation, biological process: RNA processing. The transcript has a single exon. NCBI's taxonomy places the organism in Eukaryota, Metazoa, Arthropoda, Insecta, Coleoptera, Nitidulidae. Gene Ontology annotation, molecular function: mRNA binding. The coding region runs from base 207 to 1613 and encodes 468 amino acids. The record is from RefSeq and is a predicted model, not a curated record. Gene Ontology annotation, cellular component: nucleus.